This is a messenger RNA of Manduca sexta (tobacco hornworm), 5109 nucleotides long. RefSeq lists its product as uncharacterized. NCBI's taxonomy places the organism in Eukaryota, Metazoa, Arthropoda, Insecta, Lepidoptera, Sphingidae. Bases 240 to 4769 code for a protein of 1509 amino acids. The record is from RefSeq and is a predicted model, not a curated record. The transcript is spliced from 23 exons.
UUAACUGAAUUAUGAGGUAGAAAUGGUCACAAUUUAGUUUUGGCUGUCCAGUUGUGCACCCGUGCUGUGGUCCCUGUGGUCCGAACUCGCGUGUGGCCGUGUGGGGUGCGAGUUGUGUGGAACUUUGUGCUACGCGCCGCUGGCUACGUCUCGUAGAGGCUGAACGUAAAGCUCAAAAAACAGUGCAUCGGCAUAUGACCGGACGGUGACGUGCAAGCAGAAGACAAUAGCGACAUAAGAUGAAGCCGCGGGGGGCGAGCGUCAUGCACGCCUUCACAGCGCUCACUAUGCUUACUAUGGCUAAUGCCCAAACAACUUGCAAUCAAGGGAUGGGUCGAGUUAUGUACGAACGUCUUCCAAAUCAACAAUUACAUGGAUUCGACGAUGAUGUUGUACGUGAAACAGCGCCGCCAUUUCGUGUUUUGGAGAAGUGCCAGGACUUAUGUUUAAGAGAUCGUUCGGGGAAUGGGUUAGUCAGGACAUGCAAUUCUAUAGACUUCCAACCGGGCGCACGUAUCGCUGCGUUCAGUCCUGAACCAGAGUACGAGGAAUCUACGUGCUAUCUCACCAGAGAACAAGCUACUCCCGAAGGAAUUGGCACACUCAUGAUCGUACCCAAUAGUGUCCAUUUCAACGAAAUAUGUCUCACUUCGAAUCGUCCCGAACGGGAGUGCCCUUCCCGUCGAUAUAUCUUCGAGCGCCAUGCCCGCAAGCGACUUAAGCUCCCACCUUCAGAUCUCAAGGAGAUCAUGGUGGCUAACCGCACUGAGUGUGAAGAUAAGUGUCUCGGAGAGUUCAGUUUCGUUUGCCGUUCAGCUACUUACGAUUCAGCGCUCAGAACUUGCUCCCUAAGUCGCUUUACUAGAAGGACGCAUCCUGAGCUGUUAGAAGAUGAUCAUAAUGCGGACUAUUUGGAGAACACUUGCCUUAACGCGGAAAGGCGUUGUGAUGGUUUAGCAGUCUUUAUCAAAGAAGAAAACAAACGCCUCGGCGGACCUUUCGAAGCUGACGUUUUCUCCAAUAUGACUUUGGAUGAAUGUCAGGCUAUGUGCGUCCGAGCUGAAAAAUAUUUCUGUCGUUCCAUCGAGCAUGAUGCCAUGACACGUCAGUGCGUGCUCUCCGAGGAAGACUCUGUCUCGCAGAAGGACGACGUGACUGUGAGCGCAUCGCCUACUCAUCAUUUCUACGACCUUGUUUGUUUGGACAAUCCUCGCGGCACGGAGUAUCCUGACAACAGCGUGACGUCACACUUGUUCUCCCCGGGGAGAAGGCCAGACACCGCCUUCCAGAGGUAUAGGAACAGCAGGAUUACCGGAGAGUUCCAUUCGGAGAUCACGGGAAGGUCGCUCAGCGAGUGUCUUGACGAAUGUUUGAGACAAACCAGCUUUCAAUGCAGGUCGGCUGUGUACAGCGACCGAGCAAGAACCUGCCGACUCAGCCGAUACAACCAGAAGGAUGGCAUGAGAUUACUAUACGAUCCUGAUUUCGAUUACUAUGAAAAUCUUAUGCAUCAACUAGUGAGUGGGGAAAGCGAUGCUGGGGGUUCAGGCACCGGCUCUCAAGCGCCUUGGGGAAGACCCACUACCACAGGAGGCAGUAAUAACGGCGAUCGGGACAGAUACCCGCAAGGCGCAGACCGCUAUCCCGACGACGACCGCUAUUCGGAUGACGACCGAUAUAACGACCGCCCGGAUAGAUACCCAGAUGACCGGUACCCGGCCGGCUCGGACCCGGAUAGAUACCCGCCGGGCGACCGCUACCCUUCAGAUAGAUAUCCUGACGAUAGAUAUCCUCCUGGCGUCGGCCCAGACCGUUAUCCUUCCGAUAGGUAUCCUCCUGGUAUAGACCGGUACCCGCCCGGACUAGACCGCUACCCAAGCGGUAUUGAUCGCUUCCCACCCGGCCCGGAUCGCUAUCCGCCUGGUGCUGAACGCUAUCCAGCUGGACCAGAGCGAUACCCUGUUGGUGGUGAUCGGUACCCUGUUGGCGUUGAUCGCUACCCGGUUGGAGGAGAUCGCUUUCCACCUGGGGCAGAUCGCUACCCUCCUGGUAUAGAUCGUUAUCCUCCUGGCGUUGAUCGCUACCCACCUGGCGCUGACCGCUAUCCCCCAGGCAUUGACCGUUAUCCUCCUGGCGCCGACCGUUACCCACCAGCUAUUGACCGGUACCCUUCUGAUAGAUAUCCCAGUGGUAGAUAUCCCGCACCGACUGGAGACCGGUAUCCUCAAGACAAUGGGCGGUACCCAAUUUAUAAUUAUCCUGUAUCCAAUGAUAUAGAUAGAUACCCAACUAAUGAUAGAUACCCAAUAAGUAGAUAUCCUAUUGACGUUUAUCCGGAAAGGUAUCCGAAUGACAGGUACCCAGAUCGGUUUCCAACUCGGGGAAGGUACCCAUCCAGACCUCCGUUGUAUCCUAACCGAUAUCCUGACAGAUUUGAUCAGGACCGCUAUCCUGGUUCUGACACUGGACGGUACCCAUACAGCAGGUACCCAGUUGGGGUGAACAGGGAUCCGGCACCAUUAGGUGGUGAUCGUUACCCCGAUAUGUAUGACAAAUAUCCGCCGACCGGAUCGUCGUACCCGGCAGGCUACGGACGUGGCGGAUAUUAUGGAUCAGACUAUCAGGGUCCUGAUAGGUACCCGGAUAGAGGAGUGCGACCAGUUCCAGACAGAUAUCCAGUAGAACCUCGACCUAGCUUCGGUGUUAGAAGACCUAUAGACCGACCCGGAGGCUAUCGAGGCUCGUACCCGCAGCCCGGCUUAGAUAGGCCUAUUGGAGGACCUGCUUACGGUGGUUAUGAACCAGAUGGACCGAUCGGUCCUAUUGGAGUAUCUACUGGACCUGUCAUUAGUCCCAUUGGAGGCUCAUUAGGUCCUGUGGGUGGACCAAUAGGAGGACCUAUUGGCGGUCCUAUCGGUGGACCUCUAGGCGGACCCAUAGGAGGCCCUGUAGGAGGAAGACCACCAAUCCACAGACCGUGGCAAGGAUCUAGAUGCGAGGAAGAUAGUUUCAGACAAGUCGGCAGACAACGAAUGCAACGAAGAUUUGUCCGACGGUUUACGACAGCUCAAUCGUUGGCGCACUGCCAGCGAGAGUGCAUAGAGGCCCGUGAUUUCAUCUGUCGGUCGUUCAACUACAGGGAAGGAGGCUAUAACGGUGAACCACGAGACAAUUGCGAAUUAAGUGACCGAGACACCCGAGAAUUGGAUGCUGCAAAUCCAGCGCACUUCGAUAACACGGCAAAUGAAUAUGAUUUCUAUGAAAGAGCAUUAGGGCGUAUUGCUGACGACUGUUUAGAUGUGUCUCAAGUAUGUAACGAGGAUGGUAUGGAGUUCACAUUACGGCUUCCCGAGGGAUUCUAUGGACGAAUAUAUACGUAUGGAUUCUACGAUCGAUGCUUCUUUAGAGGCAAUGGUGGUGUCGUGAAUGCUCUGCGUAUUAGUGGAGCACAUGGGUAUCCCGAAUGUGGCACUCAGCGAUACGGCGACACAAUGACCAAUAUAGUGGUGGUACAGUUCAGUGACAACGUACAGACUUCGCGGGACAAACGAUUCAAUCUAACCUGUCUAUUCCGAGGACCGGCUGAAGCCGUUGUCACGUCAAAUUACAUCGGAGCUGGUUUCGGCUUUGACUUGGUCGACAGGUCUGGAAGUCCUAUCCCAAUAGAAUAUUUGCCAGAAGAGAGCUCACUCAAUUCGAAGGUCCGUUUGAUGAUCUUGUAUCAAGGACGACCGACCACCACGAUAGCUGUAGGAGAUCCGCUGACCUUCAGACUAGAAGCCCAGGAUGGUUACAAUUAUGCCACGGAUAUAUUCGCUACGAAUGUCAUAGCACGAGAUCCUUAUUCCGGUCGGUCUGUACAGCUUAUUGAUAGAGUCGGAUGUCCAGUGGAUCCCGAUGUAUUCCCUGAACUUGACAAAGGCCGUAACGGAGACUCGCUUGAAGCAAGGUUCAAUGCCUUCAAGAUACCAGAGUCGAACUUCCUCGUGUUCGAAGCUACAGUCCGCACGUGUAGAGACGGAUGUCAACCCGCAUACUGCCCAAGUCACUCAGGACGUUCGGAGCCAUCGUUCGGCCGUCGUAGAAGAGAUGUCAACGCAACUGCUGAAGAAGCGGUGGCUGAAGAAGUUAAGACGAAUGACACAGCUAACAAUAAAACAGACGAUAAAGAAGCGGACACUGUGUACAAGAUAUCUUACGAGGAAGCGACUGUUGAUAAGUAUCUGAAGGAUGAAGUAGAAACUCCGAGCCAUGUACGGAAAAUGAUCGAAGUGUUUGAUAAUCGCAACGAGCUAUUAGAAGAGAACGGAUCGUCUGAUUCGUCGCCUGUAGUCGCUGUUGCCGGAGUUUGCGUGUCUCCUUACCACUACAGAGCUUUGUUGGUAGCUCUAUGCGUUCUACUGUCCUUGCUGCUGGCUAUGUUGACUGCCGCUUUGUACAUAUACAGGCGAUAUUGGCGAGUGCUACGUAAGAACAUCCAGGCAUCGGCCGCCGCUCCAACCCUGAGACCAGUCACUCCUGGACCGAGGUCCACACGGCCCUCCCUAUUUUCUGCAUCGCAUUUACAUAAACCAUUCUCUUUGAGUGGUCUCGGUAGAAACUUCACAGAAGUGGGCGAAGAAGCAGGUUCGUCGGGACGACUGGCCAACGCUUUCGACGACGGCAGCGAACCGAUCUAUACGGACCCGUCUCUGUUCGAACGUUCGCGGUCUCUCCGUUCCUUGCACUCGCUCGACUUGAAACCCGAACGACGAGACCACCGCGCUUAAUCGACGUCACUCACAAAUAUAACACAAAUAAUAUAUUUUUUUGAAACGAUUUUUAUGACCCGUAAAAAUAUUCUUUUUGACAACAAAAUAUUAAAUUACUCGAAUUAUUGUUUUUUUUUUUUUUAAUAAUGGAAAUUAAGAAAAUAACAAUGAUUUACUUCUAGUAAAUCGAUUUAUAUUAUAAGUUGAACUCAUUUGUUAAACUGCCAUAAGUCUGCUCAGUUUUAUUCUGCAAUAGAAUAAAUAUCAUAAUAUUAAUAGAAAUGUAACAUUUCCAAUAAUAUAAUAUCUAAUGUCAUUUUAAUGAUUAAAAUCUUAUUAUAAAGCAUUUAAUGUAAGC